Messenger RNA from Papaver somniferum (opium poppy), 2778 nucleotides. RefSeq names its product phosphate transporter PHO1 homolog 3-like. Gene Ontology annotation, cellular component: trans-Golgi network; plasma membrane; cytoplasm. Gene Ontology annotation, biological process: phosphate ion transport; cellular response to phosphate starvation. The coding region runs from base 111 to 2579 and encodes 822 amino acids. The transcript has 13 exons. Gene Ontology annotation, molecular function: inositol hexakisphosphate binding. The record is from RefSeq and is a predicted model, not a curated record. Lineage: Eukaryota; Viridiplantae; Streptophyta; Magnoliopsida; Ranunculales; Papaveraceae.
GUCAACUCAAACAGCAUAUAGAAAAAAACUGAGUACCUACCCACUCAAGCUAGCUAGUAGUAGGAUCAGAAAUUACUGCGUUGUUACCUGAGCUAGUUGAUUAGCUAAAGAUGAAGUUUGGGAAAGAAUUCAAGUCUCAAAUGGUACCAGAAUGGGAAGAAGCGUACAUGAAUUACGAUGAUCUCAAAACUCUUGUUAAAGAUAUUCAAGAUUUUAACCAUAAACAUAAACCACAGCUCACUUCUCAAAGGACAUUUUACAGAACUUUUAGUGGUCUUACUAAAAGAUUCAGUAAUUUAGGAGAUUCUUCUAAAGUAUCAGCUGGAGAUGGAAGUGGUGAUGGUGAUAUUGAAGAUCAAGUCAUACUAAUUACUGAUGUUGAUAAUAAUCAUGAUCACUACGAAACCAAGUUCUUGAUGUCACCCGAAGAAGGAUCAGCAGCUGAAUAUGAACUUUUGUAUUUUAAAAGACUUGACGAUGAAUUUAAUAAAGUUAAUAAGUUUUACAGAAACAAAGUUGAGGAUGUGAUGAAAGAAGCUGAUUUGUUGAAUAAGCAAAUGGAUGCUUUGAUUGCUUUCAGGAUCAAGGUUGAAAAUCCUGAUGGUUUCGUCAAUUGGACUGUCGAAAUGAAUGAACUUGCUUCCGGUGUUGCUGCUGCUGCUGCUUCCACUACCGUUUCGCGUACUCUUCGCGAGUUGCUGAAUUCUCCAGACUCUCCCGAGUCUCCGACUAGUACUUCGCGAUAUAACAAAAGACCAUCAAAUGUAUCCAGAGAAGGAGCAAUGCCGCGUAUGGAUGCCAUUGACGAGAAUGGUCACUCUGACGAGUCCGGGGAUGAUACUGUUUGUGAUGGCACCCGAGCUAGGGGUCCAACUAAUACCACUGUAACCGAAAUGAAAGAAAAGAAGGUGUGCAUUAGUAGAAAACCAGCUUUAUUAGAUGUCCUUAAUCAUGUGACUAUAAUCAAUACACUUGAAACACCACGAUCAACCAUAAAAGGAAUGUUUACUGUUAACAAAAACCACGAAAUUAGUUUUGGAAGAGGGAACUUACGGAAAGUUGAAGACCAACUUCAACGAGCUUUCGUCGUGUUCUAUUCAGAACUUCGACUCUUAAAGAGUUACAGUUUUCUGAAUGUAUUGGCAUUUUCUAAGAUCAUGAAGAAGUAUGACAAGAUCGCUUCAAGAAACGCAUCAAAAUCUUACAUGCACAUGGUGGAUAACUCCUACAUUGGCAGUUACGAUGGGGUUACUCGGCUUAUGGAGAGAGUAGAAGCUACCUUCAUCAAGCACUUCACAAACGCGAAUCGUAGAAAAGGCUUAAGAAUAUUAAGACCAGCAGCAAAGAGAGAAAGGCAUAGAACUACGUUCUCUUUAGGUUUAUUUGCCGGAUGCGCAUUAGCCCUCUUGGCAUCUAUUAUAUCAGUUGUACGUGCUCGUAACAUAUUAAGAUCCUCGGGAAGUACUCUAUAUAUGGAAUCGCUAUUUCCCCUUUAUAGCUUAUUUGGAUUCAUUGUCCUUCAUAUGCUCAUGUAUGCAAUUAAUGUUUACGCAUGGAGACGCUACCGAGUAAAUUAUCCAUUUAUAUUUGGAUCCAAGCAAGGAACUGAACUGGGCUACAGGGAAGUCUUCCUCAUAAGCACGGUUCUAGCAACACUGGCGCUUUCAAUCGUACUCAUGAACUUAGACAUGCAAAUGGACAUGCAUACUAAAGAUUUUGAGACCCUAACUGAGUUGCUCCCUCUUAUGUUACUUAUUUUUCUAGUUCUCAUUCUGGUUUGCCCCUUCAACAUUGCAUACCGUACAAAUCGAUAUUUCUUACUUGUGUGCUUGUUCCAUUGUGUUUGUGCUCCUUUUUACAAGGUUCUCCUAGCAGAUUUUUUCUUGGCAGACCAGUUAACUAGCCAGGUCGAAGCAUUCAGAAGUAUUAAAUACUACAGCUGUUACUAUGCCGGGGGAGGUUUUAUAUCCAGGGAUAGCUCUUGCAAAAAUUCAGAUCUUUUUAAAAUUUUCAACUUCAUCAUACCCUCAAUACCAUAUGCGUGCCGUGUAUUUCAGUGUCUUCGCCGUUUAUUUGAGGAGAAAAACCUAGUGGAAGGAUAUAAUGCACUAAAGUACUUCUCAACCAUCGUUGCUGUAGCCAUCAGAACGGCUUAUAGACUGGAUCCUAACUCGAUGAUAUGGUUCAUACUGGCAUUGGUCAGUUCAGUGAUUUCAGCUGUUGUCAGCACUUACUGGGAUAUAGUUAUGGACUGGGGACUCUUCCAGAAGGACUCCAAGAACCGUUUUUUGCGAGAUAAACUUGUUGUCCCACAACAAAGUGUAUACUUUGUAGCCAUUGGACUGAACAUCUUGCUUCGAUUUGCCUGGUUGCAAACGGUAUUCAAUUUUACGCCUGGGUUUCUACAUAUGCAAGCUAUGAUCACCAUCUUUGCUUGUUUAGAGAUCAUUCGUCGCGGGAUAUGGAAUUUCUUCAGGCUGGAGAAUGAGCAUUUAAACAAUGUGGGCAAGUAUAGGGCGUUCAAAUCAGUACCACUGCCUUUCAACUAUGACGAAGAUGAUGGAGAUAAAGAUGAGUAAAUGGCCGGAGACAUAGACUGCAUUGCAGGAAUUCCUGAAAAGCCAUCGAAAAUCCAGAAGUUAGUUUGGGACAAAAUAGUCUUUUAUAAAGUGAAUUGUUUUCGGUUCUUAUUGGCCGACCUUAAGGGAGGCCUUCUAUGUGAUGGAAAAUCUGCACUUUGUAUGUCACAAAGAAAGUCCCAAACUUUUAAAAUUGACA